AUGAUUCAGCGAGUGCACUUGGCUUCCGACUAUAAGGCUUUAGUAACAAGCAAGGAGAUAGCCGCGUCUAGCGAUUUAUAUUCACUAAUGCCGUUUAUAGACGAAGACGGCUUGAUGCGCGUGGGCGGGCGACUUGAAAAUUCGUCAUUAAACUUUGAAUCAAAGCAUCCAAUCAUAUUGCCAAAAGGGCAUGAAUUGACCGAAGCCUUGAUUGAUCAUUUUCAUCGUAAAAUGUUGCAUGGUGGACCACAAGCCGUUUUAGCGUCGAUUCGUCUCCAGUACUGGCCAAUAGGUGGAAGGAAGGCUGUAGCUAAGGUGAUCAACAAGUGCAUACGAUGCUUUCGAGUUAAGCCAAAAACAGCAGAACAUCUUAUGGGCAACUUGCCGGCCGAUCGUGUGCAGGCAAACCGAGCAUUCUUAGUAACUGGCAUGGAUUUUUGUGGCCCGUUUUUGUAUCGAUCUGAAGUACGCAAUAAACCUGCUAUUAAAUGCUACAUCUGCCUGUUUGUUUGUUUUAGCACAAAGGCUGUGCACCUCGAGUUGGUUAGUGAUUUGUCAACACCAUCGUUUAUAGCCGCACUCAAGCGCUUUAUAUGUACGCGUGGUAAACCUAAAACGCUUUGGUCUGAUAACGCUACAAACUUCGUUGGUGCAAAAAAUGAAUUGGCAGAGCUAAAGCAACUAUUUUUUAACGAUCAAAAUCGCCAAGCAAUCCAUCAGCAGUGCCUUGACGAUGGUAUCGAUUUUCGCUUUAUACCUCCUAGGUCUCCGCAUUUUGGCGGCCUUUGGGAGGCAUCCGUGAAAACUGCAAAAUUUCAUUUUUGGCGUGUUGUUGGACUUUCGGUUUUAAACUUCGAUGAAUUAAGAACACUGGUGGUUGAAAUUUCUGCAGUAAUGAACUCUCGCCCUCUCUGUCCUCUUACAGAAAAUCCUGAAGACCUCGACGUACUAACUCCGGCCCACUUUCUGAUCGGGUCAGCAUUCACCGCGUUGAUUGAGCCAGACGUUUCAGUGCUUAAUAUUAACCGCUUGGACAGGUGGCAGCGGGUUUGCUAUAUGCAGCAAAUCUUCUGGAAAAAGUGGUCUGCUGAGUAUCUCACGCUUCUGCAGCAACGUAGCAAAUGGCGCUCCCGAAAGCCGAAUAUUGAAAUCGGAACCAUGGUGCUUGUUAAGGAUGAGAAUUUGCCUCCGCUGAAGUGGCCGCUGGCCAGGGUGAUUGAAACCAUCAAGGGCAGCGAUGAAGUUGCGCGAGUGGCUGUUCUUCGCACCGCUAGUGGUACUACCAGGCGCGCUAUCAACAAGGUGUGUGUCCUGCCCAUGAACCCUGAUGUAGUUGAAAGCCUGCCGCUUCCAACGGGGGGAGGAUGUUUGGAGAAGCACCAAAAUUCUUAA
Messenger RNA from Rhagoletis pomonella (apple maggot), 1392 nucleotides. RefSeq lists its product as uncharacterized. The record is from RefSeq and is a predicted model, not a curated record. Gene Ontology annotation, molecular function: nucleic acid binding. The coding region runs from base 1 to 1392 and encodes 463 amino acids. The transcript has a single exon. NCBI's taxonomy places the organism in Eukaryota, Metazoa, Arthropoda, Insecta, Diptera, Tephritidae. Gene Ontology annotation, biological process: DNA integration.